AUGAGUUCAGACGACGAAACCAAUAAAAAUAUCACUGAUGGUGUUCCAGCAGGCAUACUUCAAGCUGCAGAAAAUGUUAAAAACGAGUUAGUACCCGAUAGGUCGAAAAAAAGUCUUUCUUUGUUAAUUGGUUUUGUUGAGCUUAUUAAAAGCCACGCAAAAUCCGAUAGCCUAUUUGGAUCACUAACGUUGGCGAUUAUCAUAACAAUGAUGUUUUAUAAAAUUUUCAUUUACCUAAAAAAUGGUAUUCCGUAUUCAUUCGCAGAAGUUAUGGAAGAAGAAAAGAUACAUUUGAAAUCGGACGAUGAGGAUAUUGUUGAAACAUAUCUUGGCCAAGUGGCAUAUUUUAAGUGGACCAUUAGCACCCAAAUUAUGUGCACUUUUUUCACAGUAGCCGUUUUUAUUGUAUCCAAUAUUUACAAAAAAAUCAACAACUCUUUCAAGGAGGGUGAAGUGUUUAUGUACGAAAUUUGGUUUCCAUAUGAUAAAAACAAUUACGAUACCUUAAUCUCGGUAUUGGAUGUUUGUAUGGUUUCGAUUGGAUUUUUCAAUAAUGUUGCAGUUGCAUCGGUUCCUUACACUUUAAUGAUAUACGUAAGUGUCGAGCUUCGAAUUUUGCAAAUUCGUAUUAGAAAAGUGUUUUCGUCUCAUGAAACUGACGACGCAUCUGUUGCUUUAAAGGUUAAAGAGCUUAUAAGAAAACAUCAACAUAUUAUUGAGUUUUUAACAAAAUUAAAUGAUGGAAUAAAAAAUGUAAUAUUGAUUGAAUAUAUAUUGGAUUCAGUUAACGUUGCUGCUGCACUUUUGCAUAUAAUAACGGCAAUUAUUUUACCCUUUAUUACAAAAAUAGCCCUAUCGUACUGGAUGAAUUCGGUUGUUCACUUAGUAAUUGGCUUACCCACAGAUUGA
Ceutorhynchus assimilis (cabbage seed weevil) is the source of this 909-nucleotide messenger RNA. The record is from the annotation of a GenBank genome assembly. NCBI's taxonomy places the organism in Eukaryota, Metazoa, Arthropoda, Insecta, Coleoptera, Curculionidae.